AUGGCAGAACUAUCACAAGAAGGAAGCUUUUCGCUUGAUGAUUUCGAAAGAAGUAUUGUGGAGAAUGCGGCUGCAUUGCCAAAUGUAGACAACCUCACAACAUGUAACUGUCGCGGGUAUUGUCUUCGAGAGAAAGGCCGAAACUUUUGUCCAUGCAAAAGCAUUAAUAGCUUUUGUUCCGAAGCGUGCCAUGGGGACGGUUUUAGUUGUUGCAUGAACAAUAGGAGAGUGCAAGAAAGUGACUCUGAUGAUACAGUAAGAACAUUUAAAACAUUUUUUGUCUUUAAAUUUUACAAGUUAUCAAUUGCAAAUAUAUAUAUAUAUAAAUAUAUAUAUAUAUAUAUAUAUGUAUAUAUAUAUAUAUAUAUAUAUAUGCAAUUUAAUAGCAUUUCUCACGAAGGCCAAAUUCGCCAUAUUGGGGGUACUUUUUUGAAAACGACGUGAAAAAUCUAAGCAAUGUGAAAACAUUUUUUUCAAAUAUUUAACUGUAAAUUAACUUAAUAUGAUUAUACUCACAAUUAUAGUUAUACAAAUCCCUUAUUCACUGCGUACAAUCUCAGAUUUGGAAAAGGCAGUACCCCAAAAAUGGCGACGUGAGAAAGUCUAAUUGAUUUUUGUUAUAAAUAAUUGUGCAUAAUUUAAUACUAAUUCACUUGAAUUCAACUCAGUACCAUUUGCUAUAAUUUUAGGAUUCUGAUUUAUAUAUGCAAGAGGAUGAAAGAGAAGGAAAUGGGAGUGAAGAAGAAAACAAAAGUGAAGAAGAUAACGAAAGUGAAGAAGAAACUGAAAGUGAGAAAGAGCUGGAGAUGCAAGAGAAUCGAAAGAGAAAGAAGGGGCAAACACGUGGCAGAGGAAGAGGUCGUGCAAGGGGGAGAGGUAGAGUGGCAGACCAAGGGAUUGGACAACAAGGAGGUCGUGGACAAAGAGGUUGUGGUAGAGGAAGUCGUGGUAGAGGAAGAAGUCGUGGUAGGGGAGGUCGUGGGCGUUUAAUUGAACAGCCAAAUGCUGCAGAAAUUCUAGCCAACCAUGAACAAGAAUUGGAUGUAAGAAAACUCUUUUUAGUCUGACUGAGCUAGUAUUAAAACAGUUAAAUACUUUUAAGUUGUUAUCCCAUAUCAUUAAGAUCAAGGCUAGAAAAAUUAAAAAUGAGCUGAUCUUGAUCUUGACCAAGUAGGCCUUUUAUUUGAAAUAUAUACUAAAAUUUACUAAGAGUCUAUUUUUUAGGACCUAAUAGAAGCAAUGGAUUUUGUCAGCCUGAAAGACUUUGCAAAAGCACUGUUGAGGAGGCAGCCAGGAGCAUAUGCUGAUGUUGUGAAUGGUGAGUUGCCAGGUGCAAAUCAACCCCCACCACCGAGCCCAGAACCAGAAAAUCCGGCCCCUGCAUGGUGCAACUGUGGACACUGUGUUGUCAUGCCAACUCAGGAGGAGAACAAAUGCUGUUCUGAAAGACCAGGACGUAGCUGCAUCUCAAGAAGCAAUCUAUUUAGGCAAGUGAUUCUUGAUGGCAAUGUAUUGGAUCUUGCAAUGCGAUACAGGGAGGAUAUGCUUGUUCUAAAUGAAGUUAGGAACAAUGAAAACUUUCGACAUGCAGCAUAUCGACAAUUUGUAUUAUGGCAAUAUGGCAAGUUGGGAAGGGGCAACAGAAGAGUUGUUCCGAGCUGCUGUGUCACAACAAUACGUGCAUCUUACCCUUCGCCGAAUGGUAUUUAUACAGGCUAUCGGCCUUCACGUUUGUAGACAUUUAUUUUGUUAAAGACACACAAGUCACUAUUUGAGCAAUGGUAUUCAUUUUAA
Messenger RNA from Paramuricea clavata, 1794 nucleotides. Lineage: Eukaryota; Metazoa; Cnidaria; Anthozoa; Malacalcyonacea; Plexauridae. The record is from the annotation of a GenBank genome assembly.